Microthlaspi erraticum is the source of this 273-nucleotide messenger RNA. The record is from the annotation of a GenBank genome assembly. NCBI's taxonomy places the organism in Eukaryota, Viridiplantae, Streptophyta, Magnoliopsida, Brassicales, Brassicaceae.
AUGAUCUCUGCUUAUGAUUUGACAACAAGAGAUAACUGUGGCACACUCAUCUCCAAACCACUUUUGACUGGUCCUAACUACGAUAUAUGGGCUACCAAUUUGCGUUUGGCGCUUACGGCAAGAAAGGAAUUCGGUUUUGUCAAUGGUACUAUCCUUGAGCGAGAUGAAACUUCUGCCACUCAUGAAGACUGGACUGCGAACAAUGCUCUUGUCAUCUCAUGGAUGAAACUUACAAUCGAUAAAACCCUCACACCAUCUAACCUAGGUUGUUGA